AUGCACUCCCUAUACCUCAAUCUUGAGAGGUUUAUCACGAAAAAUGGCCUCUCUGAUUACUAUCCCACAGGCGCAUAUUACCCGCAAAGGGUUGCUGUGAAGUCAAUGCAGCUGAAAGACGACCGUAUGUCGAAUUUCAAGGGGAAAGACAUCUUUUCACUCGCCAAAUUGGCUCUUCACCGGCUGGUCUUUUACUGUGACGACAGCACCUCCAUGAAAUGUGGUACUCGUUGGCGUGACCAGCUGAGAAUUGUCUCCCAUAUGGCGCGGAUUUAUGAGCUUGUAGUGCCCGAACCACCCGAGAUUUGUCUGCAAUUCCUCAACCACAGAACCCAAGCUGAGUGCACUACUACUGGAGAACUGGAAGAAGUCUUUGCAAGGGUUGAGCCUCGGGGAAACACUAAGGUUGGCAGAAACUUGCGGCGCAAGAUACUCGAUCCAUGGGUUUAUGAUCCCAUUGCUCAAGGCAGGAAGCUGGAGAGACCCAUUAUCGUAUAUUGUCUCAUAGACGGCUGCGAGACUGGAGAGCCUAGAAAUGAGUUAAGAGACCAGAUCAUAGGAUGCGCAGAGUUGCUUGACAAGUACGGCUACGGCAGAAACACGGUCAUGUUCCAGAUCAGUCAGAUUGGCAAUGACUCUAGUGCCGAAUCCUUUCUCGAAGAACUCCGUAACGACCCGGUACUCGAUGGGCUGCUAUGGUGUACGACUGAGCGUCUCGAUGAGAAAUACAAAGAAUUAUCCGAAGAUGAAGCUGAGCUGGAACAUUGGGUACGUUGGCAUCCAGUGUAG
This is a messenger RNA of Trichoderma citrinoviride, 789 nucleotides long. RefSeq lists its product as hypothetical. The record is from RefSeq and is a predicted model, not a curated record. Lineage: Eukaryota; Fungi; Ascomycota; Sordariomycetes; Hypocreales; Hypocreaceae. The transcript is spliced from 4 exons. Bases 1 to 789 code for a protein of 262 amino acids.